Messenger RNA from Danio aesculapii, 2490 nucleotides. RefSeq names its product thyroid stimulating hormone receptor (gene tshr). The record is from RefSeq and is a predicted model, not a curated record. Gene Ontology annotation, biological process: G protein-coupled receptor signaling pathway. Gene Ontology annotation, cellular component: membrane. Gene Ontology annotation, molecular function: thyroid-stimulating hormone receptor activity; protein binding. Lineage: Eukaryota; Metazoa; Chordata; Actinopteri; Cypriniformes; Danionidae.
UUCAGUUUAACGUUACUUUUCCAAACCAAGUAGAGAGACUGUAGGUUUCGUGUGGAAGAAAAUACAUUUAUUCUUUAUAUCAUGGAGACGCAUGUGAUGUUAGUAUUGAUGCUGUCACUUGUGAGUGUGAUCGGACGGACGAAUUCAUGCCCUCACGGUUGUGAGUGCUCCCAAUGGAAAGCCUUCGUUGUCUCAUGCAUGGACGUAGAUUAUAUUCCAUCGUUACCCGAGAGAACAGAAGUCUUAAGUCUUCACGAGACAAGGCUAACAAGAGUUCCCAAAGAUGCCUUUGCAAAUAUGGUCAACAUCUCAAGAAUCUAUCUUUCAGUGGAUAUCUUUCUGAGCAGGUUAGAAAUGCAUUCCUUCCACAGCCUGAGAGAGCUUACACAUAUAGAAAUAAGGAACACACGAAAGCUGACAUUCAUCCACCCUGAGGCAUUUAAGAAUCUCCCUAAUUUGCAGUAUUUAGGAUUGUUCAACACAGGCCUCACCAUCUUCCCUGACCUCACCAAAAUCCAGGCUGAGGACUCAUACUUUAUACUAGAAAUUAGUGAUAAUCCUUAUAUUGCUGAAAUUCCACCCAAUGCUUUUUUUGGCAUCACCAAUGAUCUACUAUCACUGAGGCUCUACAGCAACGGCUUUACAAAAAUCCAACCACAUGCUUUCAAUGGCACAAAGCUGGACUCAGUAUACUUGCAUAGAAAUAAGGAACUGACCAGGCUAGAUGAGAAAAUGUUUGCUGGGACAAGUAGUGGGCCAAUGCUCCUUGAUGUGUCAGAAUCAGGAGUUACUUCUCUCCCAGCCAGAGGGUUGGAUUCACUUCGGGAACUCUGUGCUCGUAAUGUUUGGGCCCAAAAGCUACCACCAAUCAAGACUUUUAGACACUUAGUUACAGCAGACUUGACCUACCCCAGCCACUGCUGUGCAUUCAAGAAUUUGAAGAAAAAAAGGGGGUUCAUAGAGGAAAUCAUUUGUAACCUGACUGCUAGAAAGAAUCAACUUCAAAAGAGAUCUGUGAGAGCUUUUACAAUUCCUGGAGUGCAGAGCAGCAUGGAACCUGGCAUCGACUUGAGUGAUACCCUCUUCAGAGACACUUAUGAUCACCAGGAUAUUUUUGGCAAUGUACAUUAUCACACUUAUUUUGACAAACAUGCAGAUGAUAAUAUGGGUUUUGGUGAAACACUGAAAAACCCCCAGGAAGACACCAGCCAUGAGUUUGACAGUCGCUAUGACUACAUUGUGUGUGAGGAAGGAGAGGAGGUUGCCUGUUUCCCUGCUCCUGAUGAGUUCAACCCUUGUGAGGACAUCAUGGGUUUCAGCUUUCUACGUGUGUCUGUGUGGUUUGUCAGCUUGCUUGCUGUGUUGGGAAACCUGCUUGUACUUUUGGUGCUUCUGACCAGCCACUACAAACUGUCUGUUUCAAGGUUUUUAAUGUGCCACCUGGCCUUUGCUGACCUGUGCAUGGGCAUUUACCUACUGCUAAUUGCUUCUGUGGACCUCCACACACGUUCCGAAUACUAUAAUCAUGCUAUUGAUUGGCAGACCGGUCCUGGAUGCAGCCUAGCUGGAUUCUUUUCUGUCUUUGCUAGUGAACUAUCAGUCUACACCCUGACAACCAUCACCCUGGAACGCUGGUAUGCAAUCACGUAUGCAAUGCGACUGGAUCGUAAGUUGCGUCUCUCCCAUGCCUCAGUCAUAAUGCUGGUCGGCUGGAUCUUUGCCUGUUUGGGUCUUAUGCCACUUGUUGGUGUCAGCAGCUACCAGAAGGUCAGCAUUUGUCUGCCCAUGGACACUCAGACACUGGUUGACCAGAUCUACAUCAUAUGUGUACUUGUUCUUAACAUCCUUGCUUUUGUAGUCAUUUGUGUCUGUUACAUCAAGAUCUACUGUGCUGUUCACAAUCCCAGUCAUCAGUCUAGCAACAAAGACACCAACAUUGCCAAGCGUAUGGCCGUGCUCAUAUUUACUGACUUUCUCUGCAUGGCACCAAUUUCAUUGUAUGCUAUGACAGCUGUUUUAGACCACCCACUAAUCACUGUGUCAAACUCCAAGAUCCUGUUAGUGCUGUUUUACCCUCUGAAUUCCUGUGCUAACCCUUUUCUAUAUGCCAUCUUCACCAAGGCCUUCCGAGGGGAUGUCUUUAUACUGCUCAGCAAAGUGGGUCUCUGUCAUCGCCAGGCUCAGCUCUUUCGAGGACAGACAGUAUCUUCAAAGGCAAGCAGCAGAGGAAUCACCAGACAUGAGAGGGAGCAAACAGGAGCAAAUGAGACUCCUAUUUCUCUUCUGGAUUUUCCAGGCAAAAUGACAGCCACACAGCAGCAGGAGGACAGUGACGGACAGGACGCUUGAAGCAUAUAUGUGUUUUUUGGGCACACUGUGUACAUUAUAUAAUGCCUGUUUAACAACAGUAAACAGCAGUGCAGAAUUAUAGCCUCAGUAUUACCACACAAAGGUUCUAUCCAGCAAAGUGUUGUGUGUAUGUGGUUUGAA